Molecule: messenger RNA, 2940 nt
Organism: Phyllostomus discolor (pale spear-nosed bat)
Lineage: Eukaryota; Metazoa; Chordata; Mammalia; Chiroptera; Phyllostomidae
Gene: ZNF382
Product: zinc finger protein 382
Exons: 4
Coding region: 744-2309 (521 amino acids)
Biological process (GO): negative regulation of transcription by RNA polymerase II
Molecular function (GO): DNA-binding transcription repressor activity, RNA polymerase II-specific
Source: RefSeq, a predicted model, not a curated record
CCUCACCCCAGCUCCACUUGGGAGCCUCAAGAGAGAGAACCAGACUUCUAUUUCUAUUCACUCCCUUUCACUCCCCACAUCACAGAAAAAUGGCAUUCCCCUUGUUUGUCUCUCCCUGGCGUUGGGGAGGGUAGAUUAUGUACACUUCACUAGGGUCCAAACACAGUAGGGACCAGGACCUAGGGGCAUGCAGUUCCCUGAGGGGUCUCCUGGCCAAGUUUCUGGUGAGUAAAGUUUUGCUUACAACUGACAAAAAAAAAUUUUGUCAGCUAGCAGCAUUCAUCAAGGUGUAGGGAGGGAGGUAUUCUUAUGCACUUCUGGUGGCAGUGGAAAUUGGUAGAAAGUACAUGAAGAAUAAUUUGGAAAUAUAUAGUAAACCCAUCCAAUAUAGGAGAUGAAGGUAGAUCUGUAGAGGGAAAAGAACAAUGUUCUCUCUCUUUCCAGCCACAAGAGUCCAGAAUUUAUUCUACCCAAAGAAAUUAGGUUUCUGGUGUUGAUGAGAGAGCAGGGUUUGCCCAAUUUUCCCAUUAUUCUAUGUCCUGGAUUUGUGUGGGAUAUACAGAGUGGGUAAAUGCUGAAACAGUGAAGUUGAUGUAGAUUUAACUGAGUUAUUUUGGGAGAUCUAAGUCAAAUAUGGUUUCACAUCGUUCCUUGUAUCUUCCUAUCUCUGCCUUCCAAGGACUCUUCCCUUUCCGAAAGAAGAGUUCAGAAGAGAAGGUUCAUCUCUUGCAAAUUUCACAGAUAUGUCUCAGGGAUCAGUGUCAUUCAAGGAUGUGACUGUGGACUUCACCCAGGAGGAGUGGCAGCAACUGGACACUGAUCAGAAGGCCCUAUACAGGGAUGUCAUGUUGGAAAAUUAUUGCCACCUUGUCUCUGUGGGGUUUCACAUGACUAAGCCUGAUAUGAUCCGCAAGUUGGAAGAAGGAGAAGAAUUGUGGACAACAGAGAGAAUUUUUCCAAGUCAGGGCUAUCUAGAAGAAGAUGGGAAAGCUGAAGGUGUUUUAAUGAAGUUCAAAGAAUAUCAAAAUAGGCAUUUUAGAUCAGUUGUAUUCAUCAACCACAAAAGACUAACUAAGGAAAGAAGUAAUAUUUGGGGGAAAACACUUACUGUAGGCAAGAACUGUAUUAUUUCAAGAACAACACUACAUGAAUAUAAACCCGAUGGAAAGGUUUUGAAAAAUAUUUCAGAAUUGGUCAUUAGAAAUAGAAGACCUGUAAGAGAGAAGUUUGGUGAAAGUAAUGGAUGGGAGAAAUCACUCCUCAAUACUAAGCAUGAGAAAAUUCAUACUGCAGUGAAUCUGUAUAAACAAACAGACUGGAGUCUGAGUGAUGAACAGGAACUUAUUCAACAUCAGAAGGUUCAAACUGCAGAGCAAUCAUUUGAACAAAAUGAGUGUGAAAAUUCCUUCCUUGUGAAAGGAAUGUUAUUUACACAUACUAGAACUCACAGAGGAGGAGAAAGACUCUUUGAAUACAAUAAAAAUGUAAUGCCUUUCAUUAAAAAGUCAAAUCCAAGUGUCCAUCCACAAAAUCUUAUGGAGAAGAAGCCCCAUGCAUAUAGCAAAUAUGGGAAAUUCCUCUGCAGGAAGUCCAUUUUUAUUAUGCAUCAGAGAUCUCAAACAGAAGAGAAACCCUUUCAUUGUCCUUACUGUGGGAAUAGCUUUAGAAGGAAGUCAUAUCUCAUUGAACAUCAGCGAAUUCACACAGGUGAGAAACCUUAUGUUUGCAAUCAAUGUGGAAAAGCCUUCCGUCAAAAGACAGCCCUCACUCUUCAUGAGAAAACACAUGUUGAGGGGAAACCCUACAUGUGUAUGGAUUGUGGGAAGUCCUUCCGCCAGAAGGCAACCCUUACUAGACAUUACAAAAUACAUACAGGGGAGAAAGCUUAUGAAUGUACUCAGUGUGGGAGUGCUUUUAGAAAGAAGUCGUACCUCAUUGAUCAUCAGAGAACUCACACAGGAGAGAAACCAUAUCAAUGUAAUGAAUGUGGGAAGGCAUUUAUCCAGAAGACAACGCUCACUGUACACCAAAGAACUCACACAGGAGAGAAACCCUAUAUUUGUAGUGAGUGUGGAAAGUCCUUCUGCCAAAAGACAACCCUUACUCUCCAUCAAAGAAUUCAUACAGGGGAAAAACCCUAUAUUUGUAAUGAAUGUGGAAAAUCUUUUCGCCAGAAGGCAAUCCUCACUGUUCAUCAGAGAAUACAUACAGGAGAGAAGUCCAAUGGAUGUCCUCAAUGUGGGAAAGCCUUUAGUAGGAAAUCAAACCUCAUUCGCCAUCAGAAGACUCACAGGAGAGAAACCAUAUGAAUGUAAAGAAUGUGGGAAGUUCUUUAGUUGUAAGUCAAACCUCAUGGUCCAUCAGAAAACUCACAAGGUAGAAACCAUGGAAAUAUAGUAAAGGAUGUGACUUUAUUUUUAUAAAAACUUUGAAAGUCAUAGUAAACCCUGUAUUGAUGUUGCUUGCAAAUGUAAUAAUAUUCAAUAGUUUAAGGUACUAUAAACAUACCUAUUAUUUACUAGAUGAUAAAAUACACACACAGAAUUACUAGACAAAUUAAAUGACAAAAGUCAUUGAAAAUACAAGUCCCAAUUUUUAUUAGAGUCACAAGAGAUAAACUUUCUCAAGUUGCUUUACACAUUUAAAAUUGCUUGUUUUCAAUUUCAAUACCUACCUGGUUGUAAACCAGUAAUACAGAGUCGGUAUAUGAACCAUACUAUAAGCAGAGGACUUUAAAAAAGAAAGUAGUUGUGAACUGUAUUUUUCAUUGCAAAUAUGGAAUAAAAAUUAGCUGCUACCUCCUCAGAGUUAACCACAGUUCUAACUUCUAACAUUAUAAAUUAAUUUUGCAUACUAUACUUUAUAUAAAUUGGAUUAUAUAGCAUGUAUUGAUAUUUUUUACAUUUGGCUUAUUCCAUAAUUAUGUCUCUAAAAUUCGUC